CUCGAGUGUUGGUGAUGAAGAAAAGCUGCGUACUAGCCACGGCACGCCGUCGACGCCGAGGCCGACCGUCAAACGGCGCAAGGUAGCCACCACCGCCACGCCGGAGAAGAAAACCAAGCUGCGACUGCUGGUGGACGGGAAGCCCACUCGUAUGCAUUGCAAAAGUAUCGUAUUCGUAUAAAUGCAUAUACAAAUUUCCUCAGCGUGACUGAGAGAUGUAGUUCGGAUUCGCCUAAAGAAAAAGAUUUGCAUAUGCAUGAUUGCAAUACGAAUACGUUACUUUUGCACAGGAUAACGCGGCUCGGACAGCAGCUCGCGCUCGACAUUUCGCCGCAGGACCUAUCAAAUGCAAAAAUGUCUGGGUCUGGAAGAAUGCAAGAUUUGUCAUGCAGAUUUCUCAUGAUAGAUCCAUGAUGCCUAUGAUGCAUGCAGUAAUCUGAAUUGCUUCGUGCUGAGUUGCUUUUUUGACUUUUUUUUGUGCAGUUUCUGGCGCGAUCUGAAUUGUCACAAUAUAGCUCAUACCUUCGGACUUCGUCUUUGCUCAGUUUUCUUCGUUAAUCCUUUCUGUCUUGCCGCUGUUGGUUUCACGUAUGACGGGCGGCGCGUCAUAUCCCGCAAUAUUAGCCGCCGCCUUUUCGGGGUCGUCAUCACGUGAUAAUCAUGUGAUCAUCACGUGAUGAAGACAACUCAGAUUGGCUUAUGAGCAACAAAAGUCAUGUGAUUAUCACGUGACUACUCAUGUGAUUAUCACGUGAUCCGAGCAGGCCUGUUUGAGGCCCAAGGCUUUCGCGCGCACUUGUUCAUGGCCAAACACGUAGCGCAAAGAGGAAGAAGCUGCAAGCGCUGCGCUCUAGCGCGGCCAGUUUGCGAGGGCCCAGCCAUGGAAUGCUCUUCCGAGGGCUGGACAUCGUUGCGUGUGUGGCGGGCGGCGCAGUGUUACGAGAAAACUGCCGCAAGCCGCCCGCUCUAUUUCGGAACGCCUCGGGCCCGGCAUAACGCUUGCGGGCGGCCUUCCCCCCCCCGCCCCCCCCGGGCCCUCUUUCGCAUUCUGGCGCGCAUGCGAAAUUAGGGUGCGCGCGCUGUUUAUUUUCGUCUUUGCUUUAGAGCAACGCUCUGCGGAAAACGUCGACACGCACACAGCCCGUCGCGCAAUAGGCCGAGCGCCCGCGCAAGCCUCCCGCGCUACCGGCCUUAGCCCCUACUUACUAUGCGAGGCGCCUUUAAGGGUGCUGGGCAUUUCCGUGGACUACUAUUUUCUUGCUCCAAAUAAAGCUGUCAGGCACUGUGGUCGCAAAAUAUAUUGUCGAGCCACCGCGCUGGGCUGCUUUGUCUUUGUGCGCUGAGUUGCUCCAUUCUGUGACAAUUCAGCUGCUGCGCUAUUCUUUCCGCUUGGGGGCAAAUACGACACAAGGCGCGCCAUUUCCGCUUUUGAGGAAAUUGGCUCCUGAAGUGCUUCGCUCGCUGUUUUCAGGCUUUCGCCAUACGAUACGACGCAAGCUUUGCUCGGAACUUAAUUCGUAUUCGGGUACAAUUCAGACUAUACGACAACUCAGCGUAGUGCAUGCAUGACUAAGCAUCACAGAUUUUUAGAGGGCUUACUGAUGCACCUUCCGCAUGAAAAAUGCCCUGUCCGUGUAGCACAAACCGGACCCCUCUUGCUGCUGGUCAUGCAAUUUUAGAGUCCAAAAACAUCAUGACAAGUUGCAUUCUUCCAGACCCAGACAUUUUUGCAUUUGAUAGGACCUGCCGGGCCGCAAAAUUCGCCGGGUGGGCUUUCGCCCCCGGGGAAACCGGAUCCGGAUCCCCAUCAAUCUGAACGGCCCCAGCUCCGGCAUCGUGGAGGACCCGGUGAAUGUGUAUCACACCACCACCACUACCACCACUACCACCACCACCGCCUCCUGUGUGGAAAACGACGUCCUGACAUACGGGGCGGACGCCGCAAACUACCGUGGCUGCCAGACGCGCACCAUAGAAGGCCAUCUCUGCCAGAAGUGGUCGACGCAGUCACCGCACACGCACAACUACGGUGGAACCACGGACCACGGGUUGGGAGAUCACAACUACUGCCGCAGUCCCCCGGCCGCGAACGUGCCAACCAUCUUCUGCUACACUGCAGAUCCCAAUCACAGGUUCGGUACUUGUACUACCCUGACCACGACCACAACGGCGUCCUGUGACGAAAAUUUGUACGACGAAAAAGGACAGAACUACCGCGGCUGCCAGACCGUCACCAUCUCGGGAUACCCGUGCCAAAAGUGGACGGAUCAGUCGCCCCAAACGCACACCAACACCCUUGCGCUCCGGCCUGGCACAGGGGUGGGAGACCACAACUACUGUCGGAACCCGCCGGCCACCCCUCAUUACUUGCCGUUUUGCUACACACUGUACAGUGGCAAAAGGUUCGAGGCGUGUAAGCCCUUGCGCAAGCCGGAUGACAUCACUCCCUAUGAGGGAGGGUUCGGAACGGUGACGACAGCCGGCGACCAUCCUUUCGUAACAGGUGAGGGCACUACCGCGAUAGCGCAAAACAUACUCGACGAGAAUCAUAAUACAAAUUUCCACUCGACCACUCUGCGCUGUCCCUGGUUGCAAGUGGAUCUCGGAGGGCUGUUCACGGUUACGAGGGUCGAGAUCAGCACGCUCAAAAGUACCAAUGGGGUUCUGCGACGGCUGUUCUUCAACACGGAGUUAUGGGGGCCCGAUGUGCUGGGGACAAACUCCGGUGUCGACACCGAUGCCAACGACAAGGGAAUGACGAUCUCCGUCUCUCCUGUCCGCCGGUCGCACAGCGCCAGCUGCAAGAUCCUGCAGGGGACCGCCGCCACGGAUGCGGGCUACGUGGACGGCGCCUGCGUGCAGAUUGGAAAUCCGGCCUGCCCUGCCCAAAACGAGGAUGAGAUCUGCGAUACGUUAAAGUACGACAGCGGGAAAGGGUGGGAUCGCUUCGCCGUGUAUAAUGCUGACUUCCUGGAUGCUGCCCGGAGCUCCACAAUUGGGACCGCUUCCGUGGAGUGCGCAGGGGGUAAGCCGGGCCGGUACGUGGUACUGGAAUUGCCCGGCGCUGCCGCGGGGGAGUUCCGCAUACUGCAAAUUACACAGGUGCGGGUGUUUGGCAAGAGGCUCGCGACCAGUGUAGAAGUUGCUACCGCCCCUCCUCCCAGUACCAGUGUGGCGCACGUGGUCACCUCCGCGACGACCUCCGCGACCAUCGCCCCGGCGCGGAAGUGCCUGUGCCCCAACGGGAUCCCUUCGGAAGGAUUUGCUUGCGCAGUGCAUGGAACGCCCGACUGCGUGGCCUGUCGUCCCGGAUUCCACCUGUACGCAAACCGGCAGUACUGCGGGAAAAACGGGUGGAACCGCUACGACGGCCCCGCCUUUAUGUAUUCGGAUCGCUUCCGGCACGUAAGCAUUGCAAAUAUGUCUGGGUCUGGACGAAAGUUAAGUACGAACGUGUAUUAGUGCUGGUCUUACAUUUUAAUUUUUACUGUGCUAAUAUCUGGCGUGUCGUAAAAAUCUAAAUAUAUGCAAAAGCGCAGUUCCUCAUGCGGUGGACUGCGUAUGGAAAUUUGUCAUUCUUGACUGCAUGACUCGGAAGUCGUGUGUUUGUCGUUCACAGUUCAGCACAUCACAAGUUGAAGUUUCCAGACCCAGACGUAUUUGCAUUUGAUACCAGACUCUGUCCUACGACGCGCGGGCGUCUACCGUGCGCCUGCACAGGCCGCUCCGGCUUCCCAGCGGCGACUUGGCAUACCCCAUCCCCGGUUUGGUGGGAGUGCGCAACACCCGCGACCCCGCGGCAGAUCCGACCGAAACGCAGAUCGUGUCGCCCAUCUGGGACUACUUUCUUCCCCGCGCAUCUAUCUCACAGAAAUGCCUAAAACACCCGAGUCGGGUACAAGUAGUUGUACUAGGCACAAGGAUUAGGUGCUACACUACUCGCCACGCACGCCCAUACCAUACCAUACACAUGCAGGGUGUAUACGUUUAUUUGUAACGCAAAAUUAAAAAUACCAGUAGAAAAAUCUGCCAUGGGCGUCGACUCCAUAGCAUAGACACUGUGUAGGACAUGAUGCAGUGCCGAUUUUUUUGGUCGAUUUGUCUCCGCAUAUACAGACAUGCCGUGCCUGUCACUGUCUUUUUCUGUUGGAUAAAGUCGGGUAGUGGGCAGUUCGAACAGGUCGCGCUCACGAUCAAGUGGAACGACCAAGGCUGGGGGAGGCAAAAAGUAUUUCUCAUUGUGCGCCUGCACACCUCGCUGCACAACGUGAUUGCGGAAGACCUCGUGGGUCCGGUAUGGAAGCGUCAGGAUCGAAAUGAACAAAGUUGCGAUAAUUUGCCAUGCAUAACCAAAUGCAAGGCUGCAUGAAGUGCCUGAGAAGCAGAGAUGGCCGCAAGCGAGGUCAAUUGUAAGCCUCUAAUAGAGGGGCUGCGGAGAUACUGUUGCUAAAGCAGCCUGUGAAAGAAGCAGUCUGCUGUAGCCAAAACGCAUGACAAACAGGAUUUCUGUCAUGGCUCCAAAAUUUAUUGUCAUGCGCCGCUUAGAAAUUGGGAUGAAAAUAAGCAAUAUAGGUUUAUUUUAUGCAUAAAAACAAAGAAAACUCAACCUUUUUCAAUUUCGAUCCUGGCGCUUCCAUACCCGGCGCCGCACGAGUACUCCAAGGACGGGCAGCGCCGCGGACCCUGCACGACCUGCACCACCGACUACGAUUACGGGGGCGACACCUAUCUGCUCACCUACCACGGUUUUAGCACCGUCUCCAGUGCCACCGGCGGGAUGUUUUACCGGCUCUACGCCCUGAUCCCGCAGGGCACGGAGAACAAGUUCCGCAUGCAGAUUCACGGCAUUCACAUGCACGCCAAGCCGUGGGCGACCGGGAUUCCCGACACGGCCGCCCGCUACAUGUUCGCAAAAAGCGUCGUGAGCGGGCCCCUGCCUGCCACCACGCGACAGUACAACCAGACGACGCCAGGUUUCGUGCCCAAGGAAGAUGCGAUCUAUCCAAGCGUUCUGGAUCCCUUUGUCCAAGACCAGCACAGAGGAGGGCUCAAUCUCGCAACGGACGUCACGACCUCUAUGCAUUGCAAAAGUAUCUUACUCGUGUAAAUGCAUGAGGACAAAUUGCCUCAGCAUUACAAAUUAUUUUUGUAAAUGCGGAUCUGCCUUAACAGCCUAGAUUUGUAAUGCAUAAGUGCAAUUUAUUAUUACGAGUGCGAUUAUACUCUUGCACUGCAUAACCUCGUCCCGGCAGCAACAGCGUUUUCGCCUGGGAGACGACGCGGAGUUCUCUUAUCAGGUGGACAUAUGAACAAGAACAAGGCAUGGUACGGAAUAGGUGCAGUUCCAUCGUGUUUCGUGUUUUUGCUCUAAAAGGAAUUGAAAAAGUAACAACAGAAGAUCCUAAAGGAAGCUCUUUUAAAGUAACGCACUACAUAAAAUGGUAGACACUUGACACACCGAAAGGGGAGGUUGUUGGUCUCCGGUCCUCGGUCCUCAGUCCAUCGCGAGGUAAUAUAUGAGGAGAGAAGAAGGGAGAAGCGCCAGACACAUAAGAAGGAGGUUGUUGGUCUCCGGUCCUCGGUCCUCACUCCAUCACGAGGUAGUAUAUGAGGAGAUAAGAAGGGAGAAGCACCAGACACAUAAGAAGGAGGCUGUUGGUCUCCGGUCCUCGGUCCUCACUCCAUUACGAGGUAGGAUAGGAGGAGAUAAGAAGGGAGAAGCACCAGACACAUAAGAAGGAGGUCGUUGGUCUCCGGUCCUCGGUCCUCACUCCAUCGCGAGGUAAUACAUGAGGAGAGAAAAAGGUAGAAGCACCAGACACAUAAGAAGGAGGCGGUUGGUCUCCGGUCCUCGGUCCUCCGUUCAUCGUGAGGCAAUACCUGACGAGAUAAGAAGGUAGAAACACCAGACACAUAAGAAGGAGGCUGUUGGUCCCCGGUCCUCGGUCCUCAGUUCCUCGCGAGGUAAUACGUGACGAGACAAGGAGGUAGAAGCACCAGGCACAUACGCAGGAGGGUGCUGCCCUUCGGUCCUCGGGCCUCAGUUCAUCUCGAGGCUAGCAAUAUAUGGUGGGGCAAGAUAGAAGGUAGAGGCACCAGGCACAUACCACCUUGCUGGGCGUUUCGCAGUGCGGGUGGAAAAAUGAGGGCAGGCAUUUGCUUGUCGUUUCGCGGAAGAUGGUGCUCGUUGCUCUCGAGCAUGCGCAUCAUCUCCCGCAGGCCGCGGGCAGAUAUCUACAGCUGCCGGGUCCUACGUGGUCCCGUGAAGCCGAAGCAAGCGGAGGAAUCUCCCGGCUCACCGGAAGAGCCUUCCGGUUCCGUUUCCGGUUUUGCCGUCCGAAGUGCUUCUCUUUCAUCUUCUAAAGUCGCGAAGCUGCGACUUUGUGUGUGAUUUCGCCUACCCGGCAGCUUUAGCGGAUUUUUAGAAGCCUCGAAGCUGCCGCGUGGGCGAAGGAAUAAAUUAGAAGAAUUUCAGAGGCGGAACUAGAGGGCAGAACCAAAGGCAUUGCUACAGGAUUGCUCAGAGGCCUACUCAGAGGCCAUACCAGAAAUGGACCACCAGGAGGCAGCUACUUGUAGCGCAGCACUGCGCAGCCGCCCUCGGGUUGUUGAAGCGACCACCUCAGCACCGCCCGCAUUUGCAAAAGCUGAGGCGGCCACUUCGACCAUUGGGACGGCACGUGCUCCGCUGCAUGUUCUCCGCUGCGCGCGCGCACCAGCGCGCGCCGCGAGCUUUUUUUCAGUUUGCGCGCGCGCGUCGCGCGCUUGAAGCGUUUUCUGUUGUUGCAUCCGUAUGCCGAUCCACGCGCGCCGCGCGCGCCCAAGAAAUAUCUGUCGCUCUGCUUCAUUCUGUUCCAGCUACACCGCAGAAACCACGCAGAAACCCAGCUGAGAAACCGCAGCAAGCAAAACAGAUUUUUUUUCGCCAGGGCGGGGAAGUUGUGGCCUUAGAUUUUUGAAGUCCGAAAAGGGAACACUGGUCGGGUCCGGAUGGGCCCGGCCAUCUGUGGAUACGGCCCGCCAGACGAACGGCCGCACCUACCCCCCUCCUUUUCGGUAUCGAAAAGAAGGCCCAUUAAUCGCGCGGCCUCUAAAGCAAAAAAAUAAAACUGAAAACAAAGGAGGACACAAAAAGAAGCCAAAAAAGUAGGGCGAAAAAGUAAGACGAAAAAAUAACAGCAAAAAAUAAAAACAAAAAAUGGGAACAAAAAGUAAGACACAAACUGAAGGCCAAAAUGCAAGAGCGUGAAAGCGCCCCCGAAUUAGAGCGCGGCAAAGGUCUCGCACACAAGGGCGACGCCCCGACGGCUUUCCCCCAAUUCCGGAAAUGCCAUGGGUGGGCGGCCGCAACACAACAGAGGGCAGCGAAGAGGAAAAGGGGGCGCAGCCAGAAGCGAGAGCCUGCCUGCGCCGGAAAUGGCGAAGACCGUAAAUUUUUUAGGCUUUGGGUAGGGCCGUCUCCGCAAGGCGCGGCCCAGCAAAAAAAACAAAGCACAUGGGCCGGCGCGAUUCUGAUUAGUGCGAUCAGCUUCAUGCCCGUAAUGGAUCAAGAUGGUCCCGCCACUUUGAAAUGGGCCACCCAAGUCCCGACCCGCGUGCCCUUCCUGAUCUUUCAAACCAGGUCGCGGCCGACAAGCAACUGAAAGGCGAGCCGCGGAAAAAAAAAACGAAGGCCGCGCGGGUCGUUUUCAUUUGAUUGGGGCGGAUACCUGCUGGGCGGUGCAGAAAUGUAUGCUGAAGGCUGACAAACCGGCUGGAUUUUGUUCAUUUCGCCCGUAACUAAUCGGACAGCCCGAAGCCAACCGGUCGGGGGUGGAAGCCGAAGGGGCCGGCGCAGAUACUGCCUCGGACCCUUCUCCCAGCGACAACGACGGACAGCAGCCCCCGGAGCCCCGGCCCGUCGCCUCGAAGUUCCGGCGAUGACGAAGGCGGCGCAGGCGGCUAGUGAUUUCGGUGGGCGGCCACCAAUCUGCCAGGUGGCGCGUUUCGUGUUGAAAUGCAGGGGGGCGCAAAGAACAACAGCGCGCGCGCGUGGUUCACAGCCUGGCAGAUCGCAAGCGAGGCCGGGCGCGCGCUGUGCGUCGCUAUCUUUGUUCCCGCGCAGUGAACCUCUUCGCCUUCAGAGCCAGGCGAAUCAAUGAAAGCCGUAAGACCCUGGCGCCGUAUGUGAGCGCGCGCGGGCUCACGUCCGUCGUGUCGCUCGGUUGCCGGUUGUGUGAUCAAAAGCAACGGGGGCCGGGGCGCCGCGGCGCUUCAGUUCGAAAGCAUGCACGGGCGCGCCCGCCAGCCAGGCGAGGAAAAAUGGCGGCGCUCGGUCGCCUCCUGUUGCGCCCGGGCUCCCUCCGCGACGUCAUCCACGUGCGUCACGGCCGCGGCCGCUGGAGCAUACAAACAAAGUCCGGGGGCGGGGCCUGUGCGGGGGGAGCGGCGGCCGGCCCGAUUGCUUUCGUUCGGCCUCCCUGCUGCCUAGCGCGACGCGUAUUGUUUGCGCCAACUCAGAUAUUACCAACCUCGGGAGGCACGGAGGGCCGAGGACCAGAGACCCGCACGCCUCCGCCGAUGUCCGUAGGCCUUCGGCCUUUUUCUGUAAGUGGUGUGCCGCCCCAUGAGGGACGGAGGACCGAGAGCCGGAGACGAACAGGCUCCGUCGUAAAUGCCUGGCCUUUGUACCAUGCCAGCAAUCACGCUCGCCGGGUCUGAUCGCUCUACAGACUCACUCAGGGCCGAGGACCGGAAAGCAGCAGGCCCCUGCUUGGGGGCUUUCUGCCUUCUUAUCUGUCUCGCCAGGCGCCGCCCCGCGAUGAACUGCAGACCGAGUGCCGGAGACCAACAGCCCGCGCGCAUUUGUGUGGGCUUUCUGCCCUCUUUCUUAUCUCGCCAGCUGCUGCCCCGCGAUGGACUGAGGGGGGGCCGUGGAACAAUUGGCCCCCUUUUUUUUGUGUGGGGGCUUUCUACCUUCUUUCCCCGUCGGAUCUUGCCCGGUGAUGGAGGGACCGAGGGCCGGAGGCCAACAAAGAAACUCCCUUUGAUGUGUGUUGGCCUUCUGCCUUCUUGCCUCGCCAUCUACUGCCUUGCGGUGGACUGGGGACCGAGGACCGGAGACCAGCAGGCCCCCUGUGAUGUGUGUGGGCUUUCUACCUUCUUAUCUCGCCAACUACUACCCUGCGAAGGACUGAGGACCGAGGACCGGGGACCAACAAACCCCCUCUGGUGUGUGUGAGCUUUCUCCCUUCUUCUCUCGUCGUCUUUCUAUUGCCUUGGGAUGGACUGAGGACCGAGGACCGGAGACCAACAAGCCCCCUCUUAUGUGUAAGCUUUCUCCCUUCUUCUCUCGCUGUCUUCUAUUACAUCGGGAUGGACUGAGGACCGAGGACCGGAGACCAACAAACCCCCUCUCUUGGUGUGCGCGCGCUUUCUUCUUUCUUCUCUCGUUGUCUUCUAUUGCCUUGGGAUGGACUGAGGACCGAGGACCGGAGACCAACAAACCCCCUGUGAUGUGUGUGAGCUUUCCCCCUUCUUCUCUCGUUGUCUUCUAUUACCUUGGGAUGGACUGAGGACCGAGGACCGGAGACCAACAAACCCCCUUUGAUGUGUGUGAGGUGUCUCCUUUUGUGGAAGUUGAGUAGUUGAGUGGUGUCUGUUGUUGCUGCAGUUCUUGCUCAAGUAGAGAAAAAACACAAAUCACGAUGGUGCUGCACCUAUUCCGUACCAUGCCAAGAACAAGUAGGCGCGAGCACUGCUAAUAAUAUCCAAAACCAAAAAUAAAGCGAUAGACUGUAACCAACUAGUAGACCAAAAUAUGUUGUUGUAGAUGAUUCAAUUUCGUGUCAUUAUUACUGUUCCUAGUAUCAAAAUUACAAACCGCACGUAGCUACCGAAAAAAUAAAAUGUAGAAAUCGCGUCAACAUCGUCAGCCCAAAAAAUCCUGCUGUUAUUUUUCUUUUAUUAAUUUGUGCAGUUUCACAUCAACGGCGCAGUAUUGGCCGUUCUUUGCUUUUUUCACCAUCAGAAGUGCGAGUUGCGAGGAGCGGGGCGGCCCCCCUAACUAACUAACUAACUUGAGUCUUGUGCUGUAUCUAUGUAUCAUCUGGCCAAGAAUGACCUGCGAGCAAUGAAGAACGCAGUAUAUUAAUUGCACUUGUUUGCGAAAUAAAAUGAAGCACGAAGAUCUUAAUUUUGACUCACCUCCUUGUAAUGGAUCGCCACGGCAAAAUGCUGACGAGGUGAAAGAUAAAUGUGCCUGAUUUAAGUAUACUUUUUACGCAUGUUCAGACAGCUUUCAGUGCUCGUUCAAAGAAAAAGUGAGUACUUUGAUAUAGCAAAAACCUCGAGCAGGAGCCGUCGAGCUCGAUGAGGGGCUGAAGGU
Messenger RNA from Amoebophrya sp. A120, 10366 nucleotides. NCBI's taxonomy places the organism in Eukaryota, Dinophyceae, Syndiniales, Amoebophryaceae. The record is from the annotation of a GenBank genome assembly.